Messenger RNA from Cololabis saira (Pacific saury), 1216 nucleotides. RefSeq names its product neurotensin receptor 1 (high affinity) (gene ntsr1). Gene Ontology annotation, biological process: neuropeptide signaling pathway. Gene Ontology annotation, cellular component: plasma membrane. The record is from RefSeq and is a predicted model, not a curated record. NCBI's taxonomy places the organism in Eukaryota, Metazoa, Chordata, Actinopteri, Beloniformes, Belonidae. Gene Ontology annotation, molecular function: G protein-coupled neurotensin receptor activity.
CCAUGGACGGGAACCUGACGCACCUGGCGGAGCGCAGCCUGGCGCACCAGGCGCUCCUGGGGAGCCAGGCGCUCCUGGGGAACGGGUCCGGCUCCCCGGACCCGGGGGACCCGGGGGACCCGGGCUCGGACCCGGGGGACCUGGAGGUGAACACGGACCUGUACUCCAAGCUGGCCGUGACCGUGAUCUACGCCGCGCUGUUCUGCGUGGGCUGCGUGGGGAACUCCGUGACGCUGUACACGCUGCUGAGCCCUGCAGCACCUGCAGACGCCCCGUCCACUACCCACCUGGCCAGCCAGGCUGCGUCCGACCUGCUCAUCCUGGUGCUGCCAUGCCGGUGGAGGCUGUACAACUUCAUCUGGGUGCACCACCCGUGGGUGUUCGGGGACGCCGCCUGCCGCGGCUACUACUUCCUGCGGGACGGCUGCGCCUACGCCACGGCGCUCAACAUCGGCAGCCUGAGCGCGGAGCGCUACCUGGCCAUCUGCCACCCGUUCAAGGCCAAGAGCGUGACGUCGCGCAGCCGCACCAAGAGGCUGAUCGGAGCCCUCUGGCUCGGGUCCUUCCUGCUGGCCACGCCCAUGCUGUUCGUCAUGGGGCAGGUGACGCGCAACGGGGACGCCAUCUGCACCGCCACCGUCACCCCGCUCACCCUGAAGACCGUGCUGCAGGUGAACGCCCUCCUGUCCUUCGUGGUUCCCAUGGUAGCCAUCUCCGUGCUCAACGGGGUCAUCGCCAACCAGCUGCUAAGGAUGUUCCGCGAGGCCGAGCAGGACCGCCGCCCCUGCGCGGCCGGGGCGGGAAACCCCUCCAUGUUCAACACCAGCGUGGAGUCCAACCGGGCCCAGUCGCUCCGCCACGGGGUUCUGGUCCUGCGAGCAGUCGUCAUCGCCUUCGUGGUCUGCUGGCUGCCCUACCACGCCCGCCGCCUCAUGUUCUGCUACGUCACCGACUGGUCCGAGGGUCUGUUUGAUUUCUACCACUACUUCUACAUGUUGACCAACGUGCUGUUCUACGUGAGCUCGGCCAUCAACCCCGUCCUCUACAACCUGGUGUCGGCGUCGUACCGGCAGGUCUUCUUCUCCACGCUGCGCUGCCUCCUCCUGCCCUGCCCGUCGCCGCGGCAACGCCCGCCGCCGCUCACCCGCCACUCCAUCAGCAUCUCCAGCAACCACACCCUGUCCACCCACGUGGUCCGGGAGACGGCCUACUGAGG